AUGCCAGGAGUAGAAAAGAAGUCAGGCCACAUGGGUGAUGAGGUUGAUGCAUGCAUCGCCGGGGCUGGAUCAGUGUUUGGAAGGCUCUGGAGGAAAGUAUGGGAAGAAGAGCCUUGCAGCAGCGCUCCCAGAACCCCUCAGCCUGGACUUCGAGUGGAUCCAGAGAUGAACUCGGCAUUGUUGUACCCAAUUCCUUCUGACAACAAUCACAUUCUUUUAAAAACUUCUUCGCUCCAGAAGUUCCAGCAGAAGGCUCUGAAGCAAACUAAGCAGAAGAAAUCCAAGUCAGCUGAAUUUCUGAUGGCAAAAGAAGAUGGAGCAGCCACAGAAGGCAUUGAAAACCCAGCUUUUAACAUCAGCAGUACAGAUCUUUCAGCAUAUCAGACUUCAGAGGAGAAAGUUAUUAAACAUGACAAGCCAGAUAGCACCCUUGCAGCUCACCCACAGAAACUCCGGCUGCGGGCCUGUGCUGAACCAAGAGGAAAUGAAUACAGCAGAAAUUACUUUGACCCAUUGAUGGAUGAGGAAAUAAACCCAAGGCAGUGUGGGAUGGGGGUCAGCGGAGAAGGAUAA
Antechinus flavipes (yellow-footed antechinus) is the source of this 573-nucleotide messenger RNA. Its product is annotated as orofacial cleft 1 candidate gene 1 protein homolog. Lineage: Eukaryota; Metazoa; Chordata; Mammalia; Dasyuromorphia; Dasyuridae. The transcript is spliced from 6 exons. The record is from RefSeq and is a predicted model, not a curated record. The coding region runs from base 1 to 573 and encodes 190 amino acids. Gene Ontology annotation, cellular component: perinuclear region of cytoplasm.